UUCUCAUUUCUCUUACAUCGUCAACUGAAGAAAGCCGAGAGCGUGUUACUCGAAACCCCGAGUUCGUUUCUACGUUUUACGUCUCCACGGCGACCGCCCUACCUCGCCGGAAACCUUGUUUCUCGAUGGUAGUUAUGGAGUUUCUUAUGAUCGGUUGCGUUCCAGGUACGGUCUGAGCACUCUGACCGUAUCUGGUUUCCUUAAACGAAAGCGACUUUACUUGGCUGAGUUUCGAAGUUAUUCCAUAUUCUGUCUAGAAAAUUAGGGGGAAAACUACAUUAUAAUAAUUAGGGAUUAGGUUUCUCGGUUUUUAGCUAUCUCGAAUUCAUCUGAGUACAUUUAAUUUUUGAGAUACGAUUCAGAGAUAUUGAUGAUAAUUGUAAUCGAACCGUGGGUUAUGGAAUUCACAUUUUCUAUCUUACUAGCAUAACUCUGUUUUGCUUGUUUUUGUGAACACACUUGUUCGUUUCCUAAUCUUGAAUUAACCGAAGGAAUUGAAGAAUAAGAGCUUCAAUUUUAUAAAAUGAUGAAGAUUGUAGUUGUUGAUAUCUGAUUGUCUGAGGAGGUGCUGAAAUUCGUUCGAGUGAGCUUCUCUGAAUAUGCCAUUUCAGAUGAAGAUCCAGCCAAUUGAUUUUGACACCAUCGAAGAAGCAGCUCGGUUUGAGCUGGUGAAGCCGGUUGUGAAGUCGAAAUUAAAGCGAUUAUUUGAGAGACAGUUCCCGAACGUACUGAGAAAUUCGGCAGAGAAGGCCAACUUUGAAGAAUUGAACGCUAACAAGGACAGCUCCGAUGGUGCUGAGUUAGAGCCUAGUUCUCUAUGCUUGGCGAAUAUGGUUCAGAAUUUCAUCGAGGAUAACAACGAGAAACAAUUCAGCGCGUCUAGGUGCGGCCGCAGUCGCUGCAACUGCUUCAAUGGAAACAAUACGGACAGCUCCGAAGAGGAUUUGGAUUCACAUGGUUCUUUUGGCGAUUCCAAUUUUUCAUCCGGCGGUGAAGCAUGGGAACUUCUGAAGAGCUUACUUCCUUGUACGACUGUUCAUGAGAGGAAUUUAUUAGCGGAUACGGCAAGGAUCGUCGAGAAGAACAAAGUCUGCAAGCGUAAAGACAACUUAGCAAGAGAGAUUGUUACUAAUGGGUUGUUGGCUCUUGGCUACGACGCUUCCAUCUGCAAAUCUCACUGGGAAAAAUCCCCCACAUAUCCGGCCGGGGAUUAUGAAUACAUUGACGUGAUUAUUGAAGGAGAACGUUUAUUGAUAGACAUCGACUUACGAUCAGAGUUCGAAAUUGCACGAUCAACCAAAAGCUACAAAUCGAUCCUUCAACUUCUUCCUUAUAUUUUUGUCGGCAACCCUUUUCGCCUUCAGAGGAUCGUAUCGAUCGUAUCAGAGGCUGCAAAACAGAGCUUAAAAAAGAAGGGGAUGCCUGUUCCUCCAUGGAGGAAAGCGGAGUAUGUAAAAGCAAAGUGGCUCUCUCCCCAUAUUCGUGCCUCAUCCUUGUCGACUUCAGGCCCAGAUCCUGAGUCAAAGGAUGCUAUUGAAAACUGUGCUGAGAAAUCGGUGGAUCGUAAUGGGUUGGGAGAGCUUGAGACUGUUGCAGUUGUAAAAGAAUGGAAGCCUCCGGAGCUUAAGCCUAAAAGCUCGUCGGUUGGGGCUAGAAAUCUUAAGAUUGUUACUGGUUUGGCAUCGGUUAUUGAAGACUAGCUAGCCAUGGAAUUUUUGGUUUUGUUUCUUUUUAUCCUUUUUGGGUUUUUGACUAGUAAAAACAAAUAGUUAUACACAACCUAUAUCAUGGUGUUAUAAAAACCUUCAAAUCCCCUUCUGGUUUUUGUGUAAGGGUUUGGGUUUGGAUAUUACUCUUUAUCAAUAAUAUUUGAAAGACAAAUAGUUGACAACUA
This is a messenger RNA of Cucumis melo (muskmelon), 1894 nucleotides long. RefSeq lists its product as uncharacterized. The record is from RefSeq and is a predicted model, not a curated record. Lineage: Eukaryota; Viridiplantae; Streptophyta; Magnoliopsida; Cucurbitales; Cucurbitaceae. Bases 600 to 1700 code for a protein of 366 amino acids. The transcript has 3 exons.